Messenger RNA from Brassica napus (rape), 3781 nucleotides. RefSeq lists its product as uncharacterized. The coding region runs from base 3052 to 3696 and encodes 214 amino acids. The record is from RefSeq and is a predicted model, not a curated record. The transcript is spliced from 4 exons. Lineage: Eukaryota; Viridiplantae; Streptophyta; Magnoliopsida; Brassicales; Brassicaceae.
AGAUCCAUUAUCUCCUUAUUUAUUUAUUAUGUGUACAAACGCUUUAAUUACGAAUAUAAAAAAGGCGGAGCGGGUGAAACAAUUGACCGGUAUGAAGGUAGGUAGAGCGUGUCCAGCUGUUUCGCAUUAGCUAUUUGCAGAUGAUAGUUUGUUCUUUUGCAAGGCAAACAAAGAAGAGUGCCGCACUAUUCUGAGGAUACUAAAGGAUUAUGAAGCUGUAUGAGGACAACAAAUUAAUUUUCAAAAAUCCUCAAUUCAAUUUGGACAUAAGAUUGAGGAAUCAAGUCGCCAAGAGUUGCGAGAUAUAUUGGGGAUUCAGAAUCUAGGAGGAAUGAGUUCUUAUUUAGGUUUGCCGGAAAGUUUAGGAGGAUAUAAGGUUCAAAUGUUUGGUUUUGUACAAGAUCGUCUGAAUAAUAGGGUGAAUGGUUGGACUUUUAGAUUUUUCACCAAAGGGGGAAAAUAGGUGAUUAUUAAGUCGGUGAUAACUGCUCUACCAAACCAUGUGAUGUCGGUGUAUCGGUUACCGAAAGCUACAAUGAAGAAACUAACGAGUGCGGUAGCUCAGUUUUGGUGGAGCCCAGGAGGAAGCACAAGAGGUAUGCAUUGGAAAUCAUGGGAUAAAUUGUGUGAACAUAAGGAUAAUGGUGGGCUAGGUUUCAAGGAUUUGAAUGAUUUUGAUACGGAAAUGCUUGGAAAGCAAUUGUGGAGGCUGAUCGAGAAGCCAAAUUCUCUUUUCUCUCGAGUUUUUAAAGGGCGGUAUUACAGGAAUACUUCACCCCUGGAACCAUUCGCUCAUAUUCCCCGUCGUAUGGCUGGAGGAGUAUCAUCUCUGCUAGAUCUUUGGUUUGUAAAGGACUAAUUAAAAGGGUGGGAACAUAGUCAUCUAUCUCAGUAUGAAAUGAUCCUUGGAUCUCAUCCACUCGCCCGAGACCAGCUAACAAAAACCUUCAUAACAGUUACCCAGACCUUACAGUGGAUUCUCUUAUUCAUCAGGAUUCCCGCACUUGGAAUUUACAGGCACUUAGGACUUUGGUGGAGCCCAACGAUGCAAAAUUGAUUGAAAGUAUUCCUCUGAGUAGAAAUCAGAUGGAAGAUUGGAAUGGUUGGCAUUUCACUAAUAAUGGGACAUACUCGGUACAAUCAGGGUAUCAAGUAGAAAUGAUCUAUCCUGACAAGGAAAAACCACCAGAAUUUUAUGGUCCCAAUGUGGAUACACUCAAGGCAUUCUGCUGGAAAGUGAAGUGCCCUCCAAAGUUACGACAUUUUCUAUGGCAGUUGCUGACAUGUUGUAUAGCAGUGACAAAAAAUUUAAAAUCAAGAGGAAUACAAGGAGAUACAGUUUGUGCACGGUGUGGAGAUCCAGAGGAAUCAAUAAAUCUUGUUUUCUUUGAGGGUCCUCCGGCACAACAAGUGUGGGCACUAUCUAAGAUUCCAUCAAAUCCAAACUUUUUUCCUAUUGGUUCUCUAUUCGCUAAUAUGGAUCACUUAUUUUGGAGAGUUAACCCGAAAAUGGAGGAUCAUCAGUGUGUAUGGAUACUAUUGUACAUCUGGAAGGGCCGGAAUAAUAAAGUUUUCAGUAAUAUAGAUAUUGAUCCGAGAGAGACGCUCAACUUAGCAGAAUUGGAGUCAAGACUUUAGGCUGAGGCACAUAAUAUAAUUAAUCCAAGGGUGGCAAUUGAAGUACAAAUCAGAUCGACCUUAGAGACCACAUGAAGAUGGUGUUUCACGGAUGGUUCUUGGAAAGAUAAAGAUUCUUUUUCAGGACAAGACUGGCUCAGUACACUUCCAGGGUUUGAGGGUUUGUUAGGGGCAAGGAAUGUAAGGGCAAGUCUCUCACCUCUUCAUGCGGAGAUGGAGGCAUUAAUUUGGGCAAUGGAAUGUAUGAAAAACUUAAGACUGUACCGAGUCACGUUUGCAACAGAUUGUUCUCAACUGGUGAAGAUGGUUUCAGAACCAGAGGAAUGACCAACAUUUGGAAGUUACCUGGAAGACAUUAAGCUUUUGAGAAGAACCUUCACCAACUCAGAAAUCGUUCAUGUUCCUAGGACGGAAAAUAUAAUGGCGGCUCGCUUGGCACGCAGUGCUCGGAUACAACCGUCGUUCAUCGUACACAUGGAUGCAGAGUUACCACUUUGGUUUACAGAGUCUACAUGAGUCUGUAAAUGCUUUUGCUGUAGAAAAAUAUAUUAUUUUCUGGAUAAAAAAAUAAUUUUAUGAUAUUAUUAAAUAAAAUAAAUGAAUGAAUUAUGUAUAUUUUUUAAUUUUAAAAAUUAUAAAUGCAAAUACUCUUAUAAAAGCUUCAUAUGAGAGCUUUGAUCAGAGAGCAUUUGGAAAGCAUUAACAUUUAGUAAAUGUUUUUUUAAAUGCUUUUCUAACAAAUGUUGAUCGGAUAAUGUAAAACAUAAUGCUACUGCUAAUGUUCUACCAAUCAAGCAACAUAUAUUCUAGUAAAAGAGUUUCAUCAUAAAAAUUUAAGCUUCUAUUACAAUUUUAUGUUCCAAGAUUUAUUGUGCAAAUCCUCCACGAGGAUCAGUUUAAACAUUUGGCUGAAGAAAAUUAACCGUAUGGUUGAGUGGUACAGCAGAUUUGCAAAUGUGCUAAAGAACCCAGGUUCGAACCUACCAAAUUCAUAUUUACUCGUUUUUCUAAUUUUCAUUGCGAUCAACCAGAUCUAUUUAAAGUCGGUGGACAUGUCUUAGAAAAUUAGUCAAUUGGAUUUUGAUCCGCCGGAUACUCCAGAUUAUCAAAAAGAAAAGUUUCAAACGUUAAAAGAAAAUCUAACUUGCAUUUUGAAUAGUUAUUAAUUUAUUAUUUUAAGAACGAUGAAAAUGAUAGCUUUAUUUUUGUAAGAUCCAGCAUCACACUUGUGAAGGCCCAAUAGCUUUAGUCUGAAUUAAAAGCCCAUAAGAAGAUGGUUAUGAAUUAAGAAACGAGGAAAAUUUUGAUUAGUACUUAUAAUUAGCAUAAAAACAUAAUAACAGUGAGGCCCAAUAUGCUGCUAAUCCAGCUGGCUCUUACGGUUUGUUUUCAAAUAAGAAGAGACCAAAUUCUAUGUUGCAUUCACAAACUCUUAGAAAACCCCUCGAUUUUCUCAUUUUCUCAUUUUCUCGUCAUCCAAGGAAGACGAUGACUGGUGCCAACACAGUUUCUGGUGGUGAACAUGGUUCGGACAAGAAGAUUCAUGGUGACAUCGAUGUGAGCAAAGUCAAAGCACCAAACAUGUUCGAACGUGCCAAAGAGGAAUUCGAUGCUGUUAUUGGGGUGAUUCAUCAACACAAGAGUUCCAGGGACGAAUCUGAUAAAAUGGAACUCAAAUCCGAGAAAACAGAUGCAAAGAAGAAACGGAAUAUGAUAAGAAACGCCAAGGAAGAAAUCAAAUCUCUAUUCCAUUCAAAGGAGAAACCUCAUCGCCACCAUCAUCAUCGCAAAGAUUCUCAUGGAAGCAGUGAUGAUAUCGAUGAGAACACGCAUGUGGAUGAAGUGAAGGCUCCCAAUGUUUUCGAUAGAUCCGAGGAAGAGAUCGAGGCCGUCGUCAUCGACACCAUCCAUCCCGAGAAGAAUGAGAUUGACGGUUCUGAUUCUCCUAAGAGUUCUAGGUCUGCCUCACUGGAGAAGGAAAGAGCUGGAUUUGGAUGCUCUCUUGGAAAGUGGCUUGAAAAGAUUUGUGCUCCUUGGGGUGAUAACAAAAAAGAUUGAGUUAUUAAUAAAUUGAUCAUGAUCAUGAACUUGUUUUCUAUUUGUCGAAUGGUAAAGUGUGGUUGAGUUUCAAUGAGUUUGUUUA